CUGGCAUUUCCGACUUGCUAUCUGGUUGAACGCGGCACUUGUAUAACUAGCUACAACCAGUUAGCAAGUCGGACAUUUCAGAGUUCCGACUAGUACGUGAAUGCGGCAAGACAGACCUUUGCGCGCCGCCUGUCUCUACGUAGGUCACAGAGUUUAAACUCUGUACUGUCUUUGACGUCGGUGUCGUUGGCCUGCAAGUGGCUUUAACUGUAAAACAUGGCGAGGCUUAGCGAGCAUGGGAUUCGUCUCAGUUCCAUGAGUCCGUCCUUCCUGAAUAGUAAUUCAACAAGUCAUACGUGGCCUUUCAGCGCAGUUGCAGAACUAAUAGAUAAUGCAUCAGACCCGGGCGUGACAGCCAGGCAGAUCUGGAUAGAUGUGGUGGAGGAGCAGCAGCAGCUUUGUCUGGCCUUCACUGACAACGGCAGCGGUAUGACCCCCAGCAAACUGCACAAGAUGCUCAGUUUUGGUUUCACAGAGAAAGGUUCUGGUAAGGGCAGCCACCUGGCCAUCGGUGUCUAUGGAAACGGCUUUAAGUCUGGCUCCAUGCGUCUGGGUCGUGACGCUCUGAUCUUCACUAAGAACGGAGGCUGUCUGACUGUCGGCAUGCUGUCUCAGAGCUACCUACAGGCUAUAAAGGCACAGGCUGUCAUCGUCCCCAUAGUGCCCUUCAACCAACAGACCAAGGUGCUGGUAGUGACUGAGGACUCUGAGGCCAGUCUGAAUGCCAUCCUGACCCACUCUCUGAUCCACACCCAGCAGGAGCUGCUGAAGCACUUUGACUCCAUCCUCUCCAAGAAGGGCACCAAGAUCCUCAUCUGGAACAUACGCAGGAACAAAGAUGGUAAGCCGGAGCUGGAUUUUGAGACAGAUGAGUUUGACAUCCGGAUGCCAGAGAUCCACUCAGAGGAGACCAAGACUAGAGGCAAGAAGAAGAGCUUCCCUGGACCGCAGAGGACUGACCACACUAUCCCAGAGAUGGACUAUUCCCUGAGAGCCUACCUCAGCAUCUUGUACCUGAAGCCUCGGACUCAGAUCAUCCUGCGACAGAAGAAGGUUCAGACCAAGCUGGUUGCCAAGAGCCUGUCGCAGAUCGAGAACGACGUUUAUAAACCCCAAUUCAAUAAAGACAGGGUUAAGGUCACCUUUGGGUUCAACCGUAAAAACAAAGACCACUAUGGUAUCAUGAUGUACCACAAGAACCGCCUCAUCAAGUCCUAUGAGAAAGUUGGCUACCAGAUCAAGUCGUCAGGUCAGAGGGCAGGGGUCGGGGUUAUUGGGGUCAUUGAGUGCAACUUCCUGAAGCCGGCUCACAACAAGCAAGACUUUGAAUACACCAAAGAGUACAGGCUGACCCUGUCUUCCCUGGGGCUGAAGCUCAACGACUACUGGAAUGAGAUGAUGGAGAAAAGGGCGAGAGAACGAGAGUUCCUGGCAGCGGAGAAGAGGAAUGAGGUGGAAGAUUCGGAUGAGGAGGAGGAGGAAGUGGAGGAGAGUCCAGUGUGGCUGCAGUGUGAGGACUGUCUGAAGUGGAGGCGUGUCCCAGAAGGCCAUUACAGCUCUACCCCAGAACACUGGAACUGCAGCCAGAACCCCAACACCAUGCUCAGGAGCUGCUCUUUGCCAGAGGAAGCAGAGGAGAGUGAAGAAGAGUUAACGCCAAGCUACCAGAAGAAGACCUACAAGAAGGACCAAGGCCUGGUCAGAAAACGAGGCCGUCCACGGAAGCUACAUGUCCUCCCCCAAGGCCUGUCUGAACCGGUCCUCCUCCGCCCUCUACCCCCUGAUGCCCCCCUCCCUCUGUCUGAACCGGUCCUCCUCCGCCCCCUACCCCCUGAUGCCCCCCUCCAUCUGCUCACAGAGGAGACUGAGGACAGCGAGCUGAAUAAGACAGUGGCUACACUGGUGGCCGCUUUGGAGGAUGAAGAGGACAACAUGGCACAGUCCAAGUCUGGGUCAGACGCAUGCGCACCCACACGCGCAUGCAAACGCACAUACAGCAAUAAGCGUAAGUCAAUAUGGCCGCCCAGGGACAUGGACAAGCGACCACAACCAUGGGCGGAGCCACACCCGUUCGCUGACGAGGUCCAAGAGGUGCAACAACCUGGGAAAGACGUCUACGGACCACAGACACUGACUGGACUGACGGACAAGACCAAGGGGGAGAAGGCACUACUGGGGGCCACCAGAGUAGGCCCUUCCCAGCCCAGCUCCACCCUUGCCUGGCCUCCCUCCCUCCCCUCAGCCCAGACAGUGGUGGUGUCCCCCCUGAGUCGUCCGGAGGGUCCCUGGCCCCGGACUCUGACCCUGGAGGGGGCUGGGUCAGACAGGGGAGCCCUGGUCCAGAGACUGGCUGGACUGGAGAAGGAGGCUCAGAGGCUGAGGAGGAUACUGGGUUCCACCGCACCCCCAGCGACGCAGGACACCGUGGUGAUGACAGAGGCUCCCUCUGGGGAUAAGGCAGCUGGUGGGGAUAAGGCAGCUGGUGGGGUGGCGGCAGAGACACCGGUGGCCAUGGUAAUCAAACUGGACCAAAAGGAGUGUGAGAGUGCAUCAUCCCCUGGUGGCCAAGUGGUUCCAGGGCUGGUUGUGGACACUGUCCAGCCCCAGAGAGAACAGCCUGAGCUGGGCAGACUAAGGAGGGAGAAGGCUGACCCCCAGAGCAGGCUGAGACAGACUGACAGCCCAGUGACCAGGGACCAGAGCUCCCGCAUUGUGCAGGAGAAUCUCCACAAAAUCCGAGGGAAUGUGGUGGCUCUGCUGUCAGCCAUCCUGCCCCACCUGGAUCUGCAGGGCAUCAGCCUGGACACGCCAGACGUAGACAGCAUCCUGCAGCAGAUCAUAGACGCCAACUCACUGUCUCCACUCUAGAACCCACUCUCAGCGCUCUAGAACCCACUCUCAGCGCUCUAGAACCCGCUCUCAGCACUCUAGAACCCGCUCUCAGCACUAGAACUCACUCUCAGUGCUCUAGAACUCACUCUGCGUUAGUACUUAUUCUCACCAGUCUACCGUAGGUAACAUAGUUUCCUUGUUCAUACCAACCUUGAACCCCUAUGGCUCUGGUGCAAUGUCCACAAUACAUUAUCCACACACUGACACAUUGUAACUGCUGACCCUCCAAUAGCCCUACUGACUGGCACAUUGCAUUAUCCCAACUGACUCUCACAUUGUAAAUACUUUAUCUCCAAUUGACCCUGCCUCAGUUCAGAUGUGUUAUACUGUACUUGCUGAGUGUGAGAUGUUGUUGAAAAGUUGUAAUACUGUAUUCAGAUCAGCUUUCUAUACUGUAUGUUUUACCUUCACCAUAUUGGUAACCAGCGGUCUCUGCUUCAUUUAUCCUCAUGUGUUAUUACUUGUCAGUCAGAGACCCUGGCUUGUGUGAGAGAAGCUGAGAAGCAUAUUACUGUUUGUUUUUCAUCAUUGCUGCUGUUUUUAAUAUGUUUGUUAAUUGUUUUGUCAUUUUAAUAUCUUUAACUGUGCCAUGAAAAAUUCAAAAUACUGUAAGGCUGAACUUAACCAACCCUGUCAUUACAAUGUUUUAUCAUUCUACCAUUUGUUUGCUUGUAUAUCUUUUUAAAGAAAAUCUACCAGA
Molecule: messenger RNA, 3592 nt
Organism: Coregonus clupeaformis (lake whitefish)
Lineage: Eukaryota; Metazoa; Chordata; Actinopteri; Salmoniformes; Salmonidae
Product: MORC family CW-type zinc finger protein 3-like
Exons: 16
Coding region: 217-2868 (883 amino acids)
Cellular component (GO): nucleus; nucleoplasm
Molecular function (GO): zinc ion binding; ATP hydrolysis activity
Source: RefSeq, a predicted model, not a curated record